UAAUUAUUUCGUCCUGUAGGUGUGAUUGGCGCCUUCUCGCUUUGCGUGCCAAUGAGUUUUACUUUCGUUCGAGCUCGAACUACAGACUGCACGUCAUCACGCAGUGUCACGUGGGCUCAAUGAGCCUAUGGCAAAUUAGAAUAAGGUGCCGGAGGAACUUUAUGCUGGGGUAUAUAAGCAGAUGUUGGCUGACGCUCCGUAGGAAAGGCUUACUGCAGUAAAAAAGGAGAAAACAGCGUGACAAGAAGACACGAACCAUAUCCCCCCACAAUGAUAGUGUUACGGAACGUACUGUUCUGGUUAUUUGUGGCAACAACGUGCACAAGCCAAAAUGCCCCACCUUGUGGCCUCAAGAGGUUUAAGACACCCGGAUCGGAGGCAGCAGCUGAAUGGCCGUGGAUGGGCACUAUCUUAGACUACACCGCAGGUCGGACACCCGAAUUUCUCUGUUCAGCCACCCUGAUCAGCGAGAAGCACGUUUUGACUGCGGCGCAUUGCUUCGACCCUAAACCCCUGAAUCCUCGUCUAUUCACGAUACAGCUGGAAUCUGAAUCGUCCAAAGGAGGCACUGAAUAUAACAUACAGGUUAUUGAGAUACACCCGGAAUAUGUGCCUGGAAGCAGUUACUACGACCUGGCCCUUCUCACCCUCCGGUCCGAUGUUGCCAACGUGACGACUCCAAUCUGCUUGCCUGACCAGUCAGACACAUAUGACUACAGGCUGUCAUUCGUUCUGGAAUGGCUACCUGGUGGCGAAGGAUUAUAUCAAGCGAGAUCCCAGCGUGGGCUCAUAGCCGCGAAUGAAGUGUGUCAGUCCCUCUACGCGAGCGCGCAGCUUGACCCGCUGGACAGGGGCUUGGAUGCUAGUCAAGUGUGUACCGACCUGCGUGGAGCACAAGGCGACUGCAAUAGGCUAACUGGAUCCUCGAUGAUCGUGCCGGACAGAAGCUACCGGUGGGCUGUCGUAGGCAUUGCGGCGUUCAGAGAGAGUUGCAACGCUGAAGGAUUCCCAGGAAUUUACACACGCGUAUCGUCAUAUCUGCCAUGGAUCAAAGAAAUCAUGAGCAGCUGAGCUGCUUUCUCAUUGUCUUGAUCGAGUCAUAACUUUAUUUUUUGAGCACGAUGCAUUAAAGUUUGUACGCACAGAUA
Messenger RNA from Ornithodoros turicata, 1148 nucleotides. Its product is annotated as clotting factor B-like. Gene Ontology annotation, biological process: proteolysis. The transcript has 7 exons. The record is from RefSeq and is a predicted model, not a curated record. NCBI's taxonomy places the organism in Eukaryota, Metazoa, Arthropoda, Arachnida, Ixodida, Argasidae. Bases 271 to 1071 code for a protein of 266 amino acids. Gene Ontology annotation, molecular function: serine-type endopeptidase activity.